CGAGCCUAGCUAGCCGCAAGCAAGCAUCAGUCACAAUACAAAAUAAUAAUUUCUUUCGCAUUUUACGCUUUUCCUUUUAAACUUGGUAUCCACCACUUGAUUGUAACGUGACUAGGGUGAAUGUGCUACCUAGCUACUUGGUGCUUUCGGACUAGGAUGGACACCAGUUUGAGUUAAAUUUAGAGGAUCCUGUUUAAGACUGCGGAGAGCUCUCAGCUGUGGACCUCUUGAGAGGUCACUGGGGAUGACCACCACCCCAACAUUGCCAUGGGUUCAAGCAUCGGAGGUUUCUUGGAUGACCUCUUCAGGCACGGGGAUGUGCAAAUGUCCAGCAUAGCUAUAUUCAUAAUAGGGUUGUUAUGCUUCACGGUGCUGUGUCUUAUCUUCAACCUGCUGUUCCACAAACCGCCUCCAUCACUAACAAAGAGAAAGAGGAGGAAGUCUCUAAUCGGCUGCGCCGUCCAUAGCCCCUCGGUGCCUAGCACUCGCCACAGAGGAAACUCUAAAAGGGUGCAUAAGAAAAACAGGGCCUCGGUCAACGACAACAACUCAUCAUCUAAAGUAGUGCUCGUCACGUGUAGAGAGGUCCCCAGGUACCAACCACAUGCAUUAUGUGUUACCUGUGGUCGGGUACCAUCCAAGAAAGCUUGCAGAUACAGUCGAUGUGGGGAGUGCUGUAGGGCUAACAAAGCUUCCAUCUGUGCUGCUCAUGGGACGGGAGUCUGUGCUGCUGUAGGGAUCGUUGAGGGUGCAUUGGAUGAUAAACCACUGGAGCUUGACCUGAGUUACAUGAAUCUGAAGAAGUGCCCGCCCCGCAUCGGCUACGUCGGCACCCAGCUAGUCUGCCUGAAUCUCAUCAACAACAGACUGACGGAGCUUCCUGAGGAGAUUGGUCUCCUCCGUGGGCUUGAGGAGCUAUUUCUUCAGUACAACUGCCUGGAAGAGCUACCGGACACAAUUGGCCAGUUCCACAAGUUACAGGAACUAGACUGUAAGAACAACCACCUAUGCAGGCUACCAGCAAGCAUCGGCAAUCUCAGCUCCCUGUCCAUGUUUAACGCCACUAAUAAUCUGCUGCGGUCCCUACCGACGGAGCUAGGAAAUCUCACUAGACUAGAAGAACUUUGCCUACAUUCCAAUCAGUUAACUGAACUACCAGACUCAAUAUGCAACUUGGUGAAUUUAACGGCGCUUUACUUAGGUGAAAACAGAAUCACAAAGAUGCCAGCCAAAUUGGGGAAACUGAUCAUGCUGACAGAGCUAGAUCUGUCAUCGUGUGAGCUGGUCGAGCUACCAGAUUCGUUAUCAAGAUGCACUUCACUUAUUAAAGUAUGGCUGUCCAAUAACAAGCUAUGUACAUUGCCUGAUCAAAUGGGGCGUCUUCAUCAACUCAAAGAGCUGCAUGUUAGAAAUAAUCGUAUCAAAUACUUCCCUGCCUCCCUGUCGUAUCUACAACUCUACACAUUCAGUGCCAAUCAAAACCGACUUCUAGAUGAGUGGGACAGAUCCAUAAAAAGGAAGUUCACGGUUAAUCCAGACUCAGACAUUCCUCCGUUGUUGGAGCUGACCGCUAGGACCAUUGCCAGCUGCAAUAUAGAGUGGCAAGAUGGAGAUUUGCCAUCUGAACUAGCAGAUUUGUUGAGAAGUCGCAGGCAGUGUUCUAGCUGUGAGGGUCCCUUCUUCAGGUUCUACCAGUCAGAACUGGUCUUUGCCAAUAUUGGUAUUUUCCAUCGAGUGCCUCUGUAUCAGCAAAUCUGUAGCCCGUUCAACAACAUGCACUGUCAGCCAGUUGAUCUGGCCUGAUGGUCAUGGUCAGCCAGUUGAUCUGGCCUGAUGGUCAUGGUCAGCCAGUUGAUCUGGCCUGAUGGUCAUGCAUAUGUCUUAAUGAUAUACAUGUAGGUGUUUGUUAGGCCUGGGCGACUAGUGAAAUUUACUACUCAACUAGUAGCACCUGAAAUACAGUCUCAACUUAUACUAUAAUUCACGCUGAAAGGAUUGAAGGAUUUUGUCACUGAUGUCUGAUUGUGUUUCGUAAGUAAAUUAUGUUGUCGUGAAUAGUCGGAGUGACACAAUCGGUUCACCUAACGGGUUUGUAGUAGUCAGACUAUUUUUGUAGUACCGGUAUAGACGAUGUGACCUCUGACGUCACUCGAAAACCAUAACAUGAUUCGCACG
This is a messenger RNA of Asterias rubens (European starfish), 2175 nucleotides long. RefSeq names its product leucine-rich repeat-containing protein 58-like. NCBI's taxonomy places the organism in Eukaryota, Metazoa, Echinodermata, Asteroidea, Forcipulatida, Asteriidae. Gene Ontology annotation, molecular function: protein binding. Bases 268 to 1803 code for a protein of 511 amino acids. The record is from RefSeq and is a predicted model, not a curated record. The transcript has 12 exons.